Naegleria gruberi is the source of this 3573-nucleotide messenger RNA. RefSeq lists its product as uncharacterized. Bases 118 to 3570 code for a protein of 1150 amino acids. The transcript has 6 exons. Gene Ontology annotation, cellular component: WASH complex; endosome. Gene Ontology annotation, biological process: endosomal transport; endosome organization. The record is from RefSeq and is a predicted model, not a curated record. NCBI's taxonomy places the organism in Eukaryota, Heterolobosea, Eutetramitea, Acrasida, Naegleriidae.
GCAAACUCAUCGUAUCUGUAUGAUGAAUUUAUCGAGACGGCCGAUCUUACUCCACAAGAACAACAUCAUGAAAAUUUUAAAACUUUUUUAAAUGAGUUUCAAUUGUUAUCAUCAAAUAUGCAAGAUAGUUUUCAUGAUGAUGUUGUUACACAAUUGUUGGAGUCUCAUGAUCAAUAUCAAAUUGGUUCGGCAUCGGGUAUGCCUGCUGUGGGGAGUAUUGGAAGUUCACAACCUUUGAUUCGUUUCAGUUUUGCACCAAAUGAAAAUCUUAGAUUUGAUGAAUUGUUACAAAUUUCAACAGAAAAUCAAAUACUUCGUAAAGUUCUUUUAGUCUUUGCUCACUUGUGUGAAGAAAUGUCCUUCCUUUCUACAUUUGCCAAACAACACUUCUUCCCUGCACUUUCACUUUUCGGAGUUACUGUUCAAGAUCAAGAUGAAUUAGAUGGUGAAAAACAAUUACAAUUUGGACGUGCCAUUCCACUUCUUAUGGAUUUGUGGAAUUUCUGUGCCAGAUCUAACUAUGUCGUCAAAUCAACAAUACAACAACUGGCAAGCUUAUUUUGUGAUACUAAUGUAAAUGACAAAAACUUGGCCACUUACUUGGGAGGUCCUGGUGGUUCACAAAGUCAAUAUUCACAUUUUGAAAGAGUAUAUGAAACAUUGGGUGAAUUAUUAGGAGUUUUGAUAACUUUGGAUGAAAUUAUUCUUCAAAACAGUGCCUUCUCUCAUCAGCUCACUCUUUACAAGAGAAUGAUCAGUAAGGUUAUGACUGAACCUGAGAGAUACGGUACCACAAAGCAAAAUGUAGGAAAGGUUUAUUAUUUAUUAGAAAAAGUUGAAGGAGAUGUUCUUGAUGAUUCAAUCUUCAAAUCAUGUAUUAACCAAGCUUUUGAAGAUGUUGUAACAUAUACCCAAUUAAAUAAGAUUCUUAAAAUGGAAUUUGAACAUCAUUUGAAAUUACAAUUCGAGGAAAUUUUGAAAACUAGAUUUGAUUUUGUUGGAUUUUGUGGUCUUUACAUUUUAUACUUUAAUUUGUGGAUGGAUAAUCAAACCUUGAAAAAGCUCUUCAAGCAAGUCUGGGAAUUCCACAAAAAAUGUCCAAUUAUUCACUUGUAUGGUAAUACUGCUUGGUCUUCUGCUGAAUUUUUCCUUGCCAAGGUACCAGAUAUGGUCAGACUUUCAGGUGUCAAGAAUCCAAAGAAAGAAAUUGAAGUCGACAGAAGUAAAUAUAUGGACGGUUUAAUUAAGAGCUUGUUCCCUAACAUGGUCAAUCAACUCAAUUUGAAGAUGAACAUUUGGCAAAGUAGAUUUGAGUCCAACUUUGAUGUGUUGGCCUCUGCUGGUAGAGACGUACUUGCUGUUGAAGGCUCACUGUUAUUGCAAGGUUUGGAACUUGCUCAACAAAUCAAUACUCUUGUUAAGAAUGGUAUUUAUUUGCACAUUCUUGCUGCAAAGAGUUUGUCCAUGUCACAAGUUUUACAAUUAUGUAGCAUGGUAGAAAUGGUAAAGAGUAUUCAAAACAGUUUUUACAGAAAAUCUCCUCAACUUGCCAAGCACAUCAGUUACAUUACUGAAUUCUUAACUUUCAAGAUUCAAAGAUUCUUGGUUGUUCUCAGAAAUAGACUUCAAACAAAGAAAAAGCAAAGUAAUGCUGAUGCUGAUCAAUUGAGUGCUGUACUCUUAGCUUUGCACUUGCUUGAUUCUGGACACCCAAGUAAGAAGAGAUUGGUCUUGCUUAGUCUCACAUUAUCUGUAGCUUUCUCACGUGCUUCUGGUUUGUUCAAGGAGUCUGAAUAUGAGGAAGUUAAGGUUUUGAUGAAGAGAUUGGAAGUUUUGGCUCAUUUUGAUGUCUUGUUGGGAGAAUACUGCGACUGUUCUUACUUGUACUGGAAUAGAAAUGUAAUCCCAGCCUUCUUUGAUAAGGUUUAUGAGAAUCCAUCUCGUGCUCCUCAACUUCACCUCAUGAUGUCUGCUCUGCAAGAUCCUCUUUACAAUGUACUCUUGUCAAGUAAGGAUGGUAUUACACCAGUUGCUGUUCACUUGGAAGAUGGCGGCAAGGCACUUGUAGAUGAUUAUGUUGAUGAAAUUAUGAGCUAUUUCAAUGCUCAUAUCGUUGAUCCAUUGUGUCAAGAAAUUGAAACUGAUCUCAGAUUGCACAUCCACAAUACAAAUGUGUUCAAGAAGAAGGCCAUUGCCUCUCAAACAAAGGACUUGUCUCCAUUCUUCAAGACUUUGGGUCCAAUCAGAUUCCAUAACAAGCUCAUUGAAAUUAAGAGACUUGUUGAAAAAUACUUGGACAAGACAUUCUACGAUUUUACUAUUAUUGCUCUCCACGAUUGGAAGACAUAUGAAGAAAUGCGUAAUUUGGCCUUUGAAAAGUACGGACUCAACUUGAUUAAUGUUUAUUUGCCAGGUCAAACUUUGGAACAAGGUCUUGAUGUUCUUGAAAUUACCAGAAAUAUUCAUGUUUUUGUUUCAAAAUUCUCCUACAAUUUGAAUCAGAACAUGUUCAUUGAACAAUGUGCCAAAUCCGAAGCCAAGAGUCUCAAUGUUUUGCACAUUAAACAUAUUGCCAACUCGAUCAGAACUCACGGUACUGGUAUUAUGAAUACUACCAUCAACUUUGUGUAUAGAUUUUUGGGUAAGAAACUCUACAUUUUCUCCCAAUUCUUGUUUGAUGAUCACAUUAAGAGCAGACUCCUCAAGGACAUUAGAUUCUACAAGGAUGAAGCUCUCAAGAGUUUAGACAACAAAUUCCCUCUCAAGAGUGCCAAGAAAUUCAUUAAGGAUAUCAAAAAGUUGGGUCUUUCAUCUCAAAGUGGACUUUCUUAUCUUGAUCAAUUCAGAGUUCUCAUUACUGAAAUUGGUAAUGCUUUGGGUUAUGUAAGAAUGGUUCGUGCUGGUGGUUUGCGUUAUAUUAACGAUGCUAUUCAAUUCGUUCCAAUGAAUUACGAUGCCAACAAUAUGAGUGUAUUGUGUAAGGAUGUCUUCUCACAAGAAACUAUUGAAGCUGCCAAUAAUUUACACAAUGUCGUUUUGAAUAUGGCAAAGAUUUCACAAUCUCAAAGAAGUGACUACUUUAAGACAUUGGAAACUGUAUUCAAGAAUGAAUUGUUGAAGGAACAAAACAACCACUUGAGAAACUUUUAUAUUAUCAUUCCAGCUCUUACUCUGAGCUUUGUUGAAACAAUGCUCAUUUCUAAGGAUAAGAUGUUACGUUCAGGGAAGGAAGCUUCCUUUACCGAUGAUGGUUUUGCUUUAGGUGUUGCUUUUAUUUUGAAGGUUUUGUGUCAAAAUGAAAAAUUCGACAGUUUGCAUUGGUUUGAAAGUGUGGCUAUGACUUUCAAGCAAGAAUAUGAAGAUACUAAACGUGUAAUGGCUGAACUUAGUCAAAAGAAGAAUGAAGGCAAUAAGAAGAAGAUGUCUGAAAAGGAAAGAGAAAAGAUGAUACAAAAUGAUGACGAGCUUCAAACCAUGAACCUUACCCUUAACAGAAUUUUGAGUUAUAAGAGAGAAUUCGAAUUGUUAUUCUUCUCAUUCUCUGGAGCUAGAGUAUUCUUUAGAGAUUAAAUU